CGGUUAGAUCCGGCUGGUUUGUCCUCGCGGAGAAUCAAAGCGCGUCAGUGGGCGACUGCAAAGGAAAGCAGCCGCUCUCACUCUCUCCUGUCAGAACAAAGCCCGCCAGAAACCCCUCAGCACACCUGGAUUUAUCUCUUAAAGCCGUGUAUUUUCACCUGAUGUAAAAGAGUGCUUGACAGGGAGCAGUGAUGGGCGCGUUUGGAGUGAUUCUGAGGAGUUUACACUGUGUGGGACUCUACAUCCAACUUAGUGCCAGUCUCAGACAAGCUGGAAGCGACGACGUGGAAAACCACAUAUCCAGCAACGCUCUCUUCACGGAAAUCCCUCAUGACAUCACGACACAGAGCGGACAGGAUGUGGAGAUGGCCUGCUCGUUCCGGGGUGCGGGGUCACCGUCCUAUUCACUAGAGAUUCAGUGGUGGUACAUCAGGAAUCACAGAGAAUGGACGGACAAGCAGACGUGGACCACCAAUCAGGUGGUGCCGCAGAAUGAGAUGUCCAAGGACGCCACCAAAAUCAGUGUGGUGAAGGUGGCGGGUAGCAACAUCUCCCACAAACUCCGUCUGUCCAACGUGAAGCCAUCAGACGAGGGAACAUAUGAAUGCCGUGUCAUCGACUUUAGCGACAGCAAGCUGCGUCACCAUCACGUCCGGGCAUACCUGCAGGUGGAGCAGGGCGAGGGGAACGCCGCACCUCCAUCCCAGCAGGGAGCAGCGUCACCGGAGGAAAUUCUGCAGUCUGAGCACCACAAGCACCAGUCUACCCAUCACGGGCCACCACAAAGGCGGUCGAGAGCUCAGGAAGAGGUCCACUGAUGACAGUAACACUGACUGCACGGAGAGUUGUGCACUUUAAAAUCCUGCUCUUAGUUCCACUCACACCUACCAACACCCCUUCACGUCCUUCAUAACCUUAACACAAGAUGUAUAUUUGUGUAUAAAACAAAGUUAGAUGUCUGUUCAGAACAGGGAGUGCAUGACACAAAUCUUUCUAAUAUUUGCUAAGCAGCAAAGCAACCAAAUCAGACACCUCUCUGGUCGUUUUUAGUGGAUUUAUGGUUUUGAUACAGUAGACAGAUGGAUUAAACUCACUGAGAAAUGUCAGUGAUGUAUAUUUAGCCAAAAAAGUUAACACAAUGAAGCCUAUUGACAAAGUUGUUUUGUUAAUACUGCAGUCUCAUGCGUUUGCUUUCUAUAGCCAUCUCUGUAAUGUGGGUUACAUAAAUUGCAUCCUAAUUAUGAGCUAACAUUUGUGAAUUGUCGUAAGCUAAGGCAAGAGUUGUGGAACACUGAUUGUUUAUUUACUCGCUCAUUUUUGAUGAUUUUUAACGGAUUGUAGUUUUAAGCACAUUGCCCCUCAGAUUUCUCAUUUCUAUUAAUUGGGUUUAAUAAAACAUGUGAAGGAAAUUUGCUUUAAUGUCAAAAUGCAGAAAAAAAGAAUCCUAAAGUUUUUAGACGUUGCUUCUUAUGUUGUGAUGCAAAAUAACAUUUCUCCUUUUUAUCUUUCUUUUGGUUUUGGGGUGAAAUAUGACCCAGAUUUAUUUAUUGACCAUUUAAAUUCAGUAAAAAGGGGGCAGGACAAAAGUUAUAUUAUUCAUCUGGCGAAAGCAAUUACAUUGACAAGCUGUAUUUACUCUCAUUGUUUACGUGUAUAAUGUAGAAGGCACCGGAUUAUUGUUGGGACAGAGUCACAGCUGACACAAGUGUCAUUUAUAAGGUCCCGCAGUUUCCUGCAAAUAUUUCAUUCAGCUUUAGUCUUAUCAAUGGAUCGACGGUGCACACAAACAAUAUUACGUUUUGUGAUUUUUAUGCGGCUUUUAAAACAUCUUUAAAGCAGUCACAGUAUGUUUAAUGGUAUUAAUGACUGCUUUCUUUCCGGUUUCUUUGAAUUUUAUAUUUCGAGUGAGACUAUAUGUACAGAUUGUGUAUAUUACAGUAAUCCCACAGAACUGAUUUCACACUCCAUGUAUGCCUUUAUCAAAGUAAUAAACACAUUGUACAUUGAUCAUACAACUUGGUGUAUUAUAAAGACGCAAUCCUUUGUCUUUAAAAAAUAAAUUUGACUUCAGUAUACUCAAAUCAACCUCUGCUCUCCGACCAUAACAUUUAUCGGAUGACUUCAGAAAUUGUGGCAUGAUUAUACGGUCAUACAUGUACUGAACUCUUAAAGGUACAGCAGCAAAAUAAAACAUGAUGGAAAAUGA
Molecule: messenger RNA, 2206 nt
Organism: Triplophysa dalaica
Lineage: Eukaryota; Metazoa; Chordata; Actinopteri; Cypriniformes; Nemacheilidae
Gene: vstm2la
Product: V-set and transmembrane domain-containing protein 2-like protein
Exons: 4
Coding region: 192-818 (208 amino acids)
Source: RefSeq, a predicted model, not a curated record